UAACAAUUUUACUCAUCAUAUGGUAUGCGUGUCAAAGGAUUUAAAAUUAUCAUUACCAUUUAAAGAGGAUGGUUGGAUUAUAUUCAAUAUACAACAAAUUGAUAUAAUAUCGUAUUUGCAUCGAGAAGAAGAUUAUAUAGCAUGGUAUUCUAUGUUUAAAGCUCUGGAAUACAUAUUUAGCACUUUUUCUGUAGCUAUGCUGGAAGAUAAAUUGUGGAAUUUUAAGAAUUACAUAAACCAUGCAUUAAACGAGGUACAUAAAAAAAUCAAAUAUGAAGGAAUUGAUGAUAGUAACGACCUUAGAAAAUGUUUAAGACAAGAAGCUGUAAGAUGGGCAUGUUUUCUCGGCGACUCCGAAUGUAAGACAGAAGCCAACAAUAAAUUAAAACAACAGUUCCAAAAUUCCACAAACCACAAGUAAAUAUUGUUAUAUAUUUUUAGCCUUUCUUAAUCAUUCUUGUAGAUAUCGUCUAUAAUGUUUAAAUAAUUUGAUCAAGACGUCCAUAUAUGCUAAUUUUUAAUAAGAAAAUUUAAUUUUUUUUUAUUUCGGUCUUUUGCCAUGGUAAAAGAAAUGGACAUAUUGUAAAGGUUUGA
Nylanderia fulva is the source of this 594-nucleotide messenger RNA. RefSeq names its product aminopeptidase N-like. The record is from RefSeq and is a predicted model, not a curated record. Gene Ontology annotation, biological process: peptide catabolic process; proteolysis. Gene Ontology annotation, molecular function: metalloaminopeptidase activity; zinc ion binding; peptide binding. Gene Ontology annotation, cellular component: membrane; cytoplasm. NCBI's taxonomy places the organism in Eukaryota, Metazoa, Arthropoda, Insecta, Hymenoptera, Formicidae.